GAGAGUCGCACCUCGAUUUCCUGCAGCGUCCUCGAUAUCGAGCGCGCGAUGGCGUCGUUCGCUGACGGGGUCGAUGCCCUGGACGGCUUCAUCGAGGAAGCACUGCCGUCAGCAGAUGGGCUUGUCGGAACGGUAGAUGUGAUCAUCGAGAAGUUAAUUUCUAUUGGUAUGGCUGUGUGGCUGUAUCUAAAACCUCACCAAGUAGGCAUCCACCCUUCAAACAGAUAUGGAUUGGGCAUCGAGGCUUACGAGGUGCACAGGCUGGGGGCUAAGAUCGUGAGGAACAAAUUUAGUUUCGCGGCAACGGCUGGUUCAGUUUGCACCGAAGAUAAGAAUGGCACGAUUGCGCAGUAUACCCAGGAGUUUCAGAGAUCGCCGAAUCUGUUUGGCAAAUCCCCGCCCGAAUCGAUUCUCGCAGGGAGCGUGAGCUCUGGGCAUACAAAUCAGUUCCUGGUGGCUUGCUUAGAGAGAGUUGAGACGAAGGAGAAAACGUUGUCCGACAUCGACGGUCGCAUCAACACGGGGCAGUUCCAAAGCAAAUAUAAACAAGUGGAAAAGGCACUUGACACUGGGCUGAGGUGGUUGAUGGUGAAAAAGGAGGCAGAGGAACGCUGGCCAAAACUUCCAGGUUUGAUCCAGUCGGCAAAGCAGGCGACGGGCCAGGUGCAGAGUGAAGAAACGCAUUUCGAGCUCUUGCUUCACAUCCAGGCCAUUGCAUCCGAGCAGGGGCGCGACGGGUCCGUAAUCGACUGGGCGAGGGUGAAGACCGAGGCGAACAAAUCGGAAUCGAAGUACGUUGACGAUAUCGACGCAUGCGCUGACUUCGUGGCGAAAUGGUGUGCGCCCGCUGGGCGCCUGGUGGGCGGGUGCGUGUUCGAGACAUUGUGCAAGGCAAAGCCCGCGGCGACGGAGAUGAUGCCCCACCUGGUAAUGGCCGUCGUCAAGGCUCACGUGAACGCCCCCCCCGAGUCCGUGCAGAGUCGAAUGUGCAGGUUUGUGACCCGCUCAGAGAUCGCGUCCCUCUUCGCUAGCACGGAGGCGAGGUCUAAAGCGAUGGCAGCAGAGAAGACCUUGCGGCAUCUUCACAGCGUUCCCAGGCAGAUCGAUAUCGAUACGAUUGAACGCAUUCCGAUCAUAGGUAAGGCCGACCAGUGGAUAGCAAUGGUGUUGUUAGGGAAAAUGUUGGAUGAGCGAUACGCAAACAUCGAGUGCGUCGCUCACGGGUGCAUCGAGGCAUUGAAGGCAAAGCAAAAUGGUACCAUCGAGAUCGACAAUCCGUAUACCUGCCAGUCGGCCCAGCACGACAGCGGUGCCGAUGGGGACUCCGUCAAGCAGACCCCCUUCAGUGGCAUGCUGCAGCACGACGCCAGCACGGGGGAGCUGGCGAACGCUAACAUCUGCCUCUUGGAGCAGAGAGGGUUUAAGGUUGAUGACACCAUCAGGCUGAGGAAGGUGAUGCAGAAUGGCUCCUUGCACCGCAUCGUUAUUCGGUGCCCCAUUCCAAAGUUCAUCGAGAAGUACUGCUUUACUUCAACCAAGAAAGAGUUGCUCGCUGGGUGGCCAGAUGACGCAGCUUCUAAAUCUACCGAUCUCGUCGCGAUCAACAUCAAGUCAGCAAUUGCUAUGGCCAUGAUAUCUUUGACAUCGAAAUUCGAAGCCGAUGGGGGCGAUCUGAUGGCAGUCAGCAAACCCAACAUGGGCAUUUUCUCUAGGAAGAAGUUCCAGGCGGAAAAGUUGAUCAUCGUGCCGACGGCUCUGACCGUCAAGCAGUGCGGCGAGAGCGAUCGCCCCUACUUCGAUGUGCCCAGCCCUGAUGAGAGGAUCGCGGGGCCCUUCGCCCUCUCGGACCCUGGCGCUAAAGCGCCGAGCCUUGCUUUCAAGAUCAGGCACGUGGACAGCACGGAGUCGACGAAGCCGAAUUGCGCCAUCACUAAGCACUCGGUGGCCGUUUCUGUGGGCAACGCUAAAGUGUACGAUAUCCAGAUCCCCGUAGUCACCAACGUCAUGGCUCUGAACGUUGGAGACGAGCUCACGCUUCCCAAGGUCGCGACCGCUGCCCCGCGGAAGAGGCCCACUCCGCCGACCAUCGAGGUGUCCACCAUGAAGAAAGUAGCGCGCAGCAGGACAUGGAAGAAACGAUUCAGGUCGAACCACGACGAGAUUCAGGGCACCACGGCGACGGUACAUGGCCCGACCAUGGGCGACAUCAAGGGCAUCCCUUUCAAGGUCAUUAUCGACAGGCCUGGGCCCCCCCUGUAUGUGCAGCUGGAGGAGGACCUCGUGGUGUACUUGAAGGCGUGCUGCGAGGUCGAGAUCAAGUCGGGAAUCGUCCACAGGCAGCAUCCGUCCGAGAAGGUUCCUGCUGAGCUCAAGGUCGACACUAAGGAUUAUCUGGGGCUGAGCUCCUCUUACACCAAGAGCCAGUUCGUGCUGAAACGUACAGGCGAUGACGGCCGUGUGAGCCUGAGGUACAGGACAGCGAGCUCCGCGGCGGAGGCGAUGCAGUUGUUCGAAUCAGCUCAGGCAGGUGAGGACUCUCAGAGCAAUGCUGGCACCUCCGACGGCGUUGCCGCCGACGACGAGAAAGAGGAGCUUGUCGAAGUCGAGGACGACUGA
This is a messenger RNA of Prorocentrum cordatum, 2616 nucleotides long. Lineage: Eukaryota; Dinophyceae; Prorocentrales; Prorocentraceae. The record is from the annotation of a GenBank genome assembly.